AUGUUAUUGUGAUAAAGGAUGGAAUCACACUCAUACUAAUGAUCCAUGUGACAAGGACAUAGACGAAUGUAAACUAUAUCCGAAUAUAUGUAAGAAUGGUGGCAGCUGCAGCAACACUAAUGGUUCAUACAUAUGUAAUUGUAUUGGACAAUGGGAAGGUGAAAACUGCACAUAUUAUAAUUCAUGCAGAUCAAAUCCUUGUGCAAAUCAGGGAGAAUGUGCAAAAACAGGAAAUGAUACCGACAGAACGUAUAAAUGUACAUGUCAACUUGGUUAUAAAGGUAAAAACUGCACUUUGGACGUUGAUGAGUGCUCUCUUAACACAACUAGUAUAUGCGUACAUGGAAAUUGCUCCAAUAGUAUUGGUUCGUACAAAUGCACAUGCGAAAUUGGAUGGACAAGCAAAAGUUGUAACAAAACUUUAAAUAAAACGACAACAAAUACAACUGAAACAACAAAUGACAGCAGUCUUGCAAUGAAAGAAACAAAAGACGGAUUGCCAAUUAUUGUUGGAGCAAGUGUUGGCGGGGUUACUAUUGCAGUUGCAGUUGUUGGUAUAUACCUAUACAAAAGGAAACGAGCAAGGAUUGCCUCGGAAGAUAUAGCAGGAGACACUGGAAGAAAUGAAAAGUUUAACAUCAAGCGAAUUUCCAAAACCGAUCGUGUUGCACCGGAGAGCACCACUGAAUUGAAUGCAUUCAAUUCUGAAGAUUGAAACCAUGUCAAACCGAUACUUUUACGCCUGAGAUAUAUUGCACUUUAAAUUGUCUCAAGCUCAAUGUUCGUGUAUCAUUUGGACAAUAAUCAUUUAUCCAUUCAUAAAUUAUACAACUUAUGUGUUUAUCAUUUGAAAAAUUAGAUACUAGUUUAAAUUGUUUUAACAGGUUUUCAUAGGCAUUUAUUGAGUACAUCUAAUUUCAUAUACAUGUAUGAAUGUAUGUUCAUCUUUUAGGUGUAUUUCACAUAGUAUCUUUUUGAUCAUUAAAUGUAUAUUUUGUCAUAAACUUUAAAGAAUGCAUGUUUUUAUACUUUUAAAGAGAGUAUUUUACGAACUAAUUCAUACAUUUAGGUUACUCCUCAUUUGUUAUAGCAUAUUUUAAGCACCAAUUUAAAUACAUCGGUAUUUUAAUUACAUUUCAAAAAUCAAUUAAUAAUAUUUAUUCAUUCUUUCACUGAAAAAUUUCUCUUAUACAGCAUUACUUUCUUCACAAUUUCGCAUAAGUGAAUUCACUUGUUUUUUUUAUAUUUCAUACGACAUCAUGUGUGUUUUUUUCUUUAUACAUGUUGUCCUUUCAAUUUCGAAUUUUGCAAUACAUACAGAACAAAACGUCGAGUUUCAGGCCCAAUACCCGUUCAUCAUGUGAACAAGAAUCAUUAAUAAAUUAUAUAACUUGUGUGUUCAUCAUCAAAAAAUGAGAUACUAUUUUGAAUUGUUUCAAAAGAACGUUCAUAGGCUUUUAUUGAGUACAUCAAAUAUCAUAUAUUUAUUUUUACAAAAUAUAUAUUUCGCACCGUC
Messenger RNA from Ruditapes philippinarum (Manila clam), 1516 nucleotides. RefSeq names its product neurogenic locus notch homolog protein 1-like. The record is from RefSeq and is a predicted model, not a curated record. Lineage: Eukaryota; Metazoa; Mollusca; Bivalvia; Venerida; Veneridae. Gene Ontology annotation, molecular function: calcium ion binding. The transcript has 2 exons. The annotation marks the transcript as partial.